Lineus longissimus is the source of this 1043-nucleotide messenger RNA. Its product is annotated as cyclin-dependent kinase 2-like. Gene Ontology annotation, molecular function: ATP binding; cyclin binding; cyclin-dependent protein serine/threonine kinase activity. The transcript has 7 exons. Gene Ontology annotation, cellular component: cytoplasm; nucleus; cyclin-dependent protein kinase holoenzyme complex. Gene Ontology annotation, biological process: protein phosphorylation; regulation of gene expression; signal transduction. The record is from RefSeq and is a predicted model, not a curated record. Lineage: Eukaryota; Metazoa; Nemertea; Pilidiophora; Heteronemertea; Lineidae. The coding region runs from base 34 to 933 and encodes 299 amino acids.
ACAAACUAAAAUUGAUCGCAAACUUUCGUUGAAAUGGAUGGAAUGGAAAACUUCAAUAAGAUUGAAAAGAUUGGAGAAGGCACCUAUGGUGUUGUUUACAAAGCUAGAGAUAAAAAAACUGGAGAUUUAGUUGCUCUAAAGAAGAUCAGACUUGAUACGGAAUCUGAAGGUGUUCCAAGCACAGCAAUCCGGGAAAUAUCCUUGCUGAAGGAAUUGGACCACAUCAAUAUUGUCAGAUUACUGGAUGUGGUGCACAGUGAAAAGAAGUUGUAUUUAGUGUUUGAAUACCUGGACCAAGAUCUGAAGAAAUAUCUUGAUAAAUCUCCUGGUGGUCUGUCACCAUCUCUCAUCAAAAGUUACCUGUACCAGUUAUUACAAGGCAUUGCAUAUUGCCACACCCACAGAGUCCUCCAUCGGGAUCUGAAACCCCAGAAUCUUCUCAUCGACAAGGAGGGCAAUAUCAAGCUGGCAGAUUUUGGUUUGGCACGAGCGUUUGGUGUCCCAGUUAGGUCCUACACACACGAGGUGAUAACCCUUUGGUACCGAGCGCCUGAGAUCCUGUUGGGUUGCAAGUAUUACUCUGUCGCUAUUGAUAUCUGGGGUAUUGGAGCCAUUUUUGCGGAAAUGGUCACUCGGCGAGCCCUGUUCCCUGGAGAUUCAGAGAUUGACCAGUUGUAUCGGAUAUUUAGGACCCUAGGUACCCCAGAUGAGGGUGUCUGGCCCGGUGUCUCUCAGCUGCCCGACUUCAAGUCCACAUUCCCACAGUGGCAAGCACAGGAUAUAACAGCUGUUGUGCCGUCAUUGAGUCCGGAUGGUCGAGACAUAUUAAUGCGCAUGCUUGUUUAUGAGCCAAGUAGUCGCAUUUCUGCCAAGGCUGCUCUGGCACAUCGUUACUUCAGAGAUGUGAUGUUACAACGACCAUCAAUUGCAUGAGGACUAUCACAGCUUGGCUUCCAUCUUUGCUACAUCUACAUAUGUGACUCGCUCUACCAAAACUAGGCGCUUGUCGCAUCUGAACUCGACAGGUUGAUACGGACUUGUUG